This is a messenger RNA of Sparassis crispa, 360 nucleotides long. RefSeq lists its product as hypothetical. NCBI's taxonomy places the organism in Eukaryota, Fungi, Basidiomycota, Agaricomycetes, Polyporales, Sparassidaceae. Bases 1 to 360 code for a protein of 119 amino acids. The record is from RefSeq and is a predicted model, not a curated record. The transcript has 5 exons.
AUGGCUGGCUGGAUUGACGUGUUGUCUUUGAUAGUUACCCUCUCCUUGAUUGCCGCGGUUGUGUUGGGAAUCAUCUAUGUUAUGCGAGCUAUGUCCAGCGUGGUUGAGUCAACGAAAGAGUCGCUCAAAACCAAGGGCGUUGACUUGUCUAAGGGCGGCAUGUCAGUGAAGACUCACGGCCGGUACAACCGCGAAGAUUACCUUGACGCCACGCAACGACACUUAAUGAAAGCACUGCAUACAUCCAAAUUUGGGGCAUCUGCCAAGGGCACCGAGGGCCGGACAAUCUCCUCGCAUUCUUCGGACUCGGAUUCACUGAUCGAGAAGAAAAAGAAUGGAGUGCCAGUAAAGACGACGUAA